AUGUCCGAUGAGCCUUCAAUCACUCGCUGGACCUUUCCGGAUUUUAAAUUGUUUUAUGAUGCCAAGUUUGGUAGAAAGAAAGUGCCGGAGGAGACGCCAAGCGAGCAGGCAACCGCUAAUGGAGGUGUGAGUAAUGGGGGAGCUUCAAGCGCCACAGCGAAUGGGAAUGGUCAUGUGAAAAACCAAUCUGACUUGGCCAUCUAUGAGAGAUAUCGAAACCAGGAAGCUGCACAGUCGAAUGGAGUUUCAUCUGAUCCAACUCAUGUGAUCCCGAAGUCUUUGCUUCCUGCUUUUGAUUCUGCAGAAACACGUUCAUUAGCAGAGAGUUUAUGCAGGGAUAUAGUUCGUGGUGAUCCGGAUGUUAAGUGGGAAACCAUUAAGGGCUUAGAGAAUGCUAAACGUUUACUUAAAGAAGCAGUGGUCAUGCCGAUUAAGUAUCCCAAGUACUUUACUGGUCUUUUAUCACCUUGGAAAGGUAUUCUCCUUUUUGGCCCUCCAGGAACAGGAAAGACUAUGCUUGCGAAGGCCGUUGCAACAGAGUGCAAGACCACAUUUUUCAACAUUUCAGCAUCAUCAGUUGUCAGUAAAUGGCGCGGUGACUCUGAGAAGUUAGUGAAGGUGCUAUUUGAGCUCGCCAGGCACCAUGCACCCUCAACUAUAUUUAUUGAUGAAAUUGAUGCAAUUAUUAGUCAACGUGGUGAAGGGCGAAGUGAGCAUGAAGCAAGUAGGCGUUUGAAAACGGAGCUUCUGAUACAGAUGGAUGGUUUGACGAAGACAAAUGAACUAGUAUUUGUUUUGGCCGCAACAAAUCUUCCGUGGGAACUUGAUGCAGCUAUGCUCCGGCGUCUUGAAAAACGAAUUCUUGUGCCUCUGCCUGAACCUGAAGCACGAAGAGCCAUGUUUGAGGAGCUCCUGCCUGUAGAACCUGGUGAGGAGGAGCUUCCUUAUGAUUUGUUGGUGGAUAAGACAGAAGGAUAUUCAGGUUCUGAUAUUCGUUUGGUAUGCAAGGAGGCUGCCAUGCAGCCCCUGAGACGCCUAAUGACACUCCUUGAAGACAAAGAGGAAAUGAUGCCUGAGGAAGAACUCCCUAAGGUUGGACCGAUCAAACAUGAUGACAUUGAGACAGCUUUGAAGAACACAAGGCCAUCUGCUCACCUCCAGGCUCAUCGUUAUGAGAAGUUCAAUGCUGAUUACGGCAGUCAAAUACUCCAAUGAUGGCACAUAACCAUAUUUGUCUUGUUCGGAAAGAUAUAUAUUUUUUUCUUCUAGUUUUAGUGUGGGUUGCAAGAUUAUGUGGCCAAUUUGCCACCCAGGUUUAUGAGGAUUAUGAUUUACAUGGACCUAAAUAAAAGGCGACUGUUUUCAUAUGGGAACAGUUUCAACAUUUUUGUAUUUAAGAGA
This is a messenger RNA of Fragaria vesca subsp. vesca, 1401 nucleotides long. RefSeq names its product katanin p60 ATPase-containing subunit A-like 2-like. Lineage: Eukaryota; Viridiplantae; Streptophyta; Magnoliopsida; Rosales; Rosaceae. Gene Ontology annotation, molecular function: ATP hydrolysis activity; ATP binding. The transcript is spliced from 11 exons. The record is from RefSeq and is a predicted model, not a curated record. The coding region runs from base 1 to 1215 and encodes 404 amino acids.